CUACCUGUAGGCGUUGGUAGUCCCCUGCUACUAGACACAGAAGUCCCUUAGGCGAAAAGUUCCUUCCAUUCUGUACAGAGCCAUUUCAACAAUUUGAACUACCGCAGAGUUUAGUUUUAAUCAACCAACGAUUUCACCUCUCGCCGAUGACCCGCCUGUCCUAGGCCAAAUUUUCCAGCUUGUUAUCUCCCUAGAUGAUUGGGUCUUAUGGACGGUGUACCUUAUCAAAACAAAAAAUCAUAUUCCGGAGAUGAUAUGUCAUCAGAGCCUUGCAAAAGUCUGUGUUUAAGUUCUCGUCCCGAAAAUGGCAGUUUAUUGGUCCCAGUGGGACAAAAGUCGAUUGACAUUCAACAUUUGGGGGAUAUUUCUUCUGAAGAGUAUGAAAGGCUCGUUCUUUCUCCUCCCCCCGUUCCUCUGAAUCUCGAGGCUGCUAGUGCUGCUAUUUAUGAAGCAGCCUGUCGUUCGCACUCUAGGACACAGUCAAUUAGUGACAGCACGCCUUCCUUGAAGAUAAUUAAACACGAGGGAUACACUGAUUCACAUAGUAACUGUAGUGCAAGAUCUUCAGCUCAUGAGAUUUCCAAGCAAGGGCCAAAAGAAGUUUUGCCUUGUCAUACUGAUACAAAGCCUCAGAACAAAUGGCGACGUUUUCUGUGUUGUUUUCCUGAUAAAGCUUGCCGUCCACUACCGUCGAAACGAAAGGAUUCCUCUUCUGUUAAAGGAACAUUGUCCGCAAAGUCUCCAUCUCCCAGUGACGGUAAAUCUAACUUCAAUGAAGUAAAUGAUCUUGUAAAUAAAAAGUCAACCAAACCGGCAAAAUCUGGGAGCAAAAAACGCUCCGGAAAAUUGAAGGGUUUGUCAGUUGACGACACAACCGGAUGUAAAGCUGACCAAUUAGCGCCCCCGUCAUCUACCGAAGAAUUACCCAUACCUACUGCAUCAAUUUUCCAACCUGUUCUCCCCAGUAUGGUGUUGAAUGCUUUAGGAUCAAAAGCUGAUAGCUCUAUCCAUUCGGCUUCAGUAUCAAAUGGUUACAGUUUCAGCGAUCCUGAUGUUCGUGUAGAGUCACCAGUCUUGCGGUCGACUGUCGGAAUGAAUGUCAACACAUCUAAGUCGCACUAUCCGUUCCAAUUUUCAGCCUUAAAACGUAACACAUCUAAUGAUGCAUACGGCAUAAAGCUUACUGAUAACACUGAAUGUCAGAGUCCUACUACACAGGUAGAAAAUACUAAUGGUUUUGAGUCUGCACAUCACGUGAUUCACCAACAGUUACAGCCUUUGCAUUCAUCAUGGGUUGAGUGUGACAACCCUGAUGGUAAUCAUCUUGUCCCGGACAGCUAUCCUCAUGACCAAUAUGCUAUCAAUUACGAUAGAAAUAAUGGACAAGGUGAUGCUUCUUCCGAAAAUCUUGACCAUUUACCACCUGGAAUAGAUCUAUUGGGUGAAGUUGACUCAGACUGUGUGAAUAAAAAGUGCUUAGUUUUGGACUUGGAUGAGACAUUGGUGCAUAGUUCCUUCAAAUAUGUAGAAAACGCAGAUUUUGUUGUUCCCGUGGAAAUCAAUGGCACUAUUCAACAAGUGUAUGUCCGAAAAAGACCGUAUCUUGAUAAGUUUCUUAAAGCUAUUGGACCACUUUUUGAGUGCGUUAUGUUCACAGCAAGUCUUCGCAAGUAUGCUGAUCCUGUUUGUGAUUACAUUGAUGCCUCGUCGUAUUUUCGUCAUCGCUUAUUUCGCGAGGCAUGUGUUGAUCAUCAGUGCAAUUUAAUUAAGGAUUUGAGUCGUUUGGGAAGAGAUGUGGAACAAAUAUGCAUCGUUGACAAUUCUCCCAUAUCAUUUUUAUUCCAGCCAAGUAAUGCACUCCAAAUCGUUUCAUGGUUCGGUGAUUUAGCUGAUCAAGCUUUAUGUGAGCUGAUACCUUAUCUUACCGGUUUAGCUAGUGCACGCACAGUUGUUGAUUAUCUGAGAGAGUUCAGGCCGCCACAAAAUGCAGCUGUUGCGCAACCAGCCACUCCUACAUGGUUGUUACUAUUUAAUCAUAGUCUUCCUGGUGACAUGAACACUUUAGAAGAUAGUGAAGGUGGAGAACUUGAAGAUGACGAUAUUGCUGUGAAUUAUCACGAAGAAGAUGCUGUUCUGUCACCUCAUUAUUCUUUAAAUCAUAAUCGGUUUUCUUAACCAGUUGUAACAUCUGGCUACUUACACAUUGAUUUCAAUUCAAGGCACUGGAUUGGAAAUUGUCAACGAGUUGUUUACAACUAAACGUACAAUAGUACACAUUUUCUUCUCCAUCAAGAAUUUUUCUUUGUUCCAAACGCUCACAAUUUAUUACACAUUACAGUUUAUAAUGCAUAUGCAUUCCGUGAUUUGAAUGUGCAUUAUGAAAAAGGGCCUUUGCCUUUUUUACGUCUAUUUUUUUACGGCUGUGCAAAAAUGUAGCUUUAAUUAUAUAUAUCUGAAAACUUGUUAAACUUCACUAAAAUUACUCUGUUAAACAUCUCUAUCUUCACUGUGAGUAUUUUUUACUUUGAUUACUUUAUUUCGGAGUAUGAUAUCACACUCACUGCCUUGUAAAGACUUUGCAGAAAUUCUCAUCAUUUGUUUACUAUACAACCACCUGUCUUGUUUUUAUUUAUUCUUUCUAAGUGAAUUACCAGUCUGAUAAUAAUGCUAUGCAACUAUCGUAAGCUUAAUAGAUAACAUUUGUAAUAUAUAUAUAUAUAAUCGGAAUGUAAGUGUUUUCAUUGCUCUUCCAAUUAGUUUCGUUAAUUGUUGUAGAUUUACGUCAGUUCUGUUUGAUUCAAUUAUGAGGUUCCACUCUUGACGAUGUACUAUGCAAUUGAUUCUCCUAUAACAUAUUCUUUUCAUUUUUUCUAAAAGUCUGGAAGAAUGUGAUUUUUUUCGUGGAACUCAGGUUUAUUUGUUUUUGGUUGUAUAAAAAUGUUUUCAUAAAAUUGUUUCUUAGUUUCUCUCUUUAGUAUGCUCUUCAUUUGUCCUCUUUCACUGAGUUAUUUACUCGCUCGUUUUUCAUAUUCACUCUCUAUAUCCACUUUAAUCCUCAUCUUUACUUUUAUUCUCUACCGUAAAACCUACAGUUUUUGUCACUUGUUGCUCAAUGUAUGCAUCUAUAAUCAGUGUCUUCCUUCAUUUUACUCCAUUAUUAUAAUCCGAUUGUUUUUUUAGUGCCCCCUCUUUCUUCAUUUACACAUUUCUUCACCGAAGCGCCUUAAGUUCUUGCAUAAAUAUUCUAUAUUCUAUUGAAUCUUCAUGAUAUAUUAACCUAUUAUUUAAAUAGGUCAUCUGUAGAGUAAACCCACUUCGUCCAUACCCAGGUUUGGUUAUUCCUAACUCCAAAUAGUUUAUUACCCAUUCUUUUUUACAUCACAUAAGAAUAUAUAUAUAUAUAUAUAUAGUCUGUGUUCUGUCUUUAUUCUUUUUUUAUUUAAAGUAUGUAAGCGUUUACUCCGAUUGAUUUGUCAUAGUCUUUCAAUAUCGGACCUAAGUUUCCGAUUGCAACUUGAUUUUUCAGAACAUUUUAGGACAGUCAGCGAUUUUUGUACUCAGAAGUCGUCAUUGAAUGAUUAUCCUGGUUUUUCUUCUACUAUUGUUAUCUUUUUCACUAUUUGGCUAAAUUACUCGUCAGUUCUAUCUGUUCUUAGCCUACAAGUUUGAAAUAUGUAUUUGUGUGCUUGGUUAUAAAAUGAUAUGAGCUUAUAUACCUCAGUGUACUAGAUUUGCUCAAUAUUUGUUCUGUAUGAAACUUAAUGUUGGAUAGUAUUUGAAUUGUGUAAUGUUUCUGGUUUAUACCAGGUCAUCUAUAAAUAUUCAUUUGUGUUAUUGUUGUCGUUCUUAUUUUCCUGUUAAUUAAUAAAUUAGGCAAAUAUUUCCCAUUUCAUAAAUUUAUUACUUUAGAACCAGCAUGUCUUUUUUUCCCUCAAUAUUUUAUUUGUUUUUAUUAGAUAAUAACUUUAAAUAUAAAAGUAAAAAUAUCAAUGUCUUUUUUUAAUAAAGAAAGGUGCUUGUUAAUUUUAAAAUUCAAGAUUACUUCUAGGAAAUAAAGUGCUAUGGACUAUCCCAAUUCUAUAUGAUGUUACAUGGAUUUAAACUUAUUAUCGUUAGCCAUUACGUUUAGUUCAUAAAUAUGUGUCUACUAGGUCAAAUUAUAUACAUUAUUUCCCUUAAGUGAUCUACAAAUUUCCUACAUGAUGUAACUAGUCUAUUAACACCGGUCUAAAGUUAUACAUUUGUUUGUCAGAUGAUGCCGUUGUUAGGUUACAAUCUAGAAUAAUAAAUAUAUUUAAUUGAAGACAAUGAAGUUGGGAGGUGUAUUCCAUUCUUAAUCAGAAGACAAUUAUUUUGCUUAAAUAUACACAAAACCUGUUCAAAAUAAAGGAAUGAAAUAACCUAACAUACUGGGAAAAGUUUUUAGCAGAGGUAGAAAAACGAAGAAGCACAUAGUAGAUUUUAAUAAGGAAAUGUUUAAUCUAAGUAGUACAGAAUAAAUUACAAAAUGCUAUCCCCAGCAAGGUAAUUCAGUAUAUCUGACUUUAUCACCACCCUAACGGAAAACUCUGUUUUAAAUGGCUAAUUAUUGUAGUCUUUCCAAAUAAGUUGGGUUAAGUAGACACUCCUUUUUACAGGAGUUAUUUGUAUAGCAAACUGAAUGUUACUAGUAUACUUAUUCACUAAAUCCGUAUCAAGCUUUUUAUGGUGUAUUAAUUAAAUCAUUUAGUCAAGUUUCUAUUGAUUUAAAGUGUAAAAAACCGAAGUUUUGUGAUGAUUAGCAUAUAUGCAAUUCACCCAAAUUUGACCGCCAUUGAAGAUCGGAUAAUGAAUAUGUAAGCCCACAUAACUUAUUCUAGCUUCAGGACAAGCCAGUCUAUUAAUUCUUCUUAAACCACGUUCUGACCUUGUCACUUAUUGGCUUAUUUAUUCUGACUGUUUAGAUGAGCGUAUGUGUAUGACGUCUUAUCCUACUCAUCACAUGUCUGUAGCUUAUUUUUAUCUAGCUAUAAAUAUUGAUUAAAUGGAGUUGGUUUACAUGCCUUCUCUACUGCACACCAUUUCGUUCUCUCUUCUUCGCUCCCUUCAUCACGUCUCUCUGAUUGUCUGUUCCGAUCAAUGAUUGUACAAAAUAUACGUAUUCGAAAUUCAUUUUCGUAUUUGACUUCUUAAUUCCGUUAUACACUCAUUUGAGUUAAGUCAAUGAUUAUAUACGAGGGUAGUCAGGAUAUGUAUAUUUCAAUAGCAAUCAAUCAUCAUAAGAUCCAAAUGGAGUC
Messenger RNA from Schistosoma haematobium, 5276 nucleotides. Its product is annotated as CTD (Carboxy-terminal domain, RNA polymerase II, polypeptide A) small. Gene Ontology annotation, molecular function: RNA polymerase II CTD heptapeptide repeat phosphatase activity. The record is from RefSeq and is a predicted model, not a curated record. The transcript is spliced from 7 exons. The coding region runs from base 208 to 2175 and encodes 655 amino acids. NCBI's taxonomy places the organism in Eukaryota, Metazoa, Platyhelminthes, Trematoda, Strigeidida, Schistosomatidae.